Molecule: messenger RNA, 3596 nt
Organism: Phodopus roborovskii (desert hamster)
Lineage: Eukaryota; Metazoa; Chordata; Mammalia; Rodentia; Cricetidae
Gene: Cfap70
Product: cilia and flagella associated protein 70
Exons: 28
Coding region: 54-3482 (1142 amino acids)
Biological process (GO): cilium movement; cilium assembly
Cellular component (GO): extracellular exosome; motile cilium
Molecular function (GO): protein binding
Source: RefSeq, a predicted model, not a curated record
GUUACCUUUACAGAGGCCGAAGAAAACCAGAGAGACUUUGACCAAGUGCUGACAUGGAGCAGGUGUCAUCAGCAGGCAGAACGGUGCACAUUACUGUGACAAAUGGAUAUGAUUUGAAAGGCUUUAAAGGAGACACUCCAGUUACUUUUGUUCGUGCAGAAUUCAAUCAGGCAGUUCUCGGAGACUCUUCAAAAAUCACUGUCUCUCCGGAAGGAACUGCAAAGUACAACUUUACUAGCAGCUUUGAGCUCAAUCCGGAUGGAGGGAUUACAUUAGAUGACCUCGCCCACAAACCUUUAUUCUUAACCGUGACUGAGGUCUUACCGAAGGAAAAGAAACAGAAGGACGAGAAGACCUUAAUCCUGGGCCAAGCUGUGGUGGACCUUCUUCCUUUACUGGAAGGAGAGGACUCAUUUGAAACGAUGGUCCCAUUACACCCUGUGCAGGGGUCACCCUUAGAAACUCCUUCACCAGGCUCUAAGCAAUGCAGUCUUGAUGUGAAGGUGUUUGUGGCAGAGCCCUUACUGACCCCAGCCCAGGUCUCAGCGAGCAAUCUCCUGAAGGUCACACUGGAGGCUGCCUAUUCUGUGCCUGAGUCAUUCAUGCCAGUAGGGCCUCAGCAGAACUACAUGGUUGGUCUGCAAGUUCCAUCAGUUGGAGAGAAAGACUACCCUAUGGUAUUCAAGAAUGGAAAUCUGAAACUUGGAGGAGAAAGAGAAACCGUUCCCAGGCCUAAAAAGUGGCCGAUUGCUAACAUUCUCGCUCCAGGAGCUAAUAACAUUCCUGAUGCAUUCAUUGUGGGUGGUCCCUAUGAGGAAGAAGAAGGAGAACUCAACCAUCCAGAGGACAGGGAAUUUAGGAACCAAGCAGAGUGCAUCAAAAAAAGGAUCGUCUGGGACUUGGAGAGCCGCUGCUACCUUGAUCCUUCUGCAGUUGCAAGUUUUCAGAAGCGAAUUGCUGAUUGCCGGCUCUGGCCAGUGGAGAUCACAAGAGUGCCUUUGGUCACUGUACCAAAAGGGAAACCAGGCAAACUUGAGAAGGCCGAUGAUGAAAAUCAACUUUCGUUUCAUGGCGUGGCGUACGUCAACAUGGUCCCACUCCUGUAUCCAGGGGUGAAGAGGAUAAGAGGGGCUUUUCAUGUUUACCCCUACCUGGACAGUACAGUCUUUGAAAAGACCAAAUGUUUGUUCAGCUUAUUCAGGGACACUGGACACCAUCUGGCUCACAAUAAUAAAGCAGGAGGUCUUAACUCCCCACUGUCCAAACCUGUUUCCAAGAAUUUGAAAGAAGAAAAACAACCAGUGAAAGACAAGGAGAUAGAUGGACGGAUUCGGCCUGGGGAUUUGCAAGCACCUAGCAUAAAAUCCCAGAGCUCAGAUACUCCUUUGGAAGGCGAAGCCCCUCUAAGCCACAAUCUAGAAGGACAGCAAUAUUUAGAAGCGGGGACAUACAUUGUCUUGGAGAUCCAACUGGACAAAGCCUUGGUUCCAAAGCGAAUGCCAGAGGAACUGGCCAGAAGGGUCAAGGAAAUGAUACCUCCAAGGCCACCUCUCACCCGACGGACAGGAGGAGCUCAGAAGGCAGUGAGUGACUACCACACACAGAUCAAGAGCAUUUCCAGAGCCAUUCUGGAUGAAUACCACCGGAUGUUUGGAAAGCAAGUGGCCAAGGUGGGAAGUGAUGUGGACAGUGAGACGUUGGAGGAACAGAAGUGCCAACUCAAUUAUGAGCUCAAUUGCUCCGGAAAGUACUUUGCUUUCAAAGAACAGCUCAAGCAUGCGGUGGUAAAGAUUGUGAGAGAGAAAUACUUGAAGACAACAGCAUUUGAAAGCCAAGAGGAACUGCAGACAUUUAUCAGUGAGCUUUAUGUGUUCUUGGUAGAUCAAAUGCAUGUGGCCCUAAACCAGUCCAUGCCUGAUGACACCCAAGGCACUGCCUCAACGAUCCACACCAGCAGUGAACAACUUCGACUCUUCGCGUUUGAGGCAGAAGUCAAUGAGAACUAUGAAAUGGCAGCAGUGUAUUAUGAAGAGAGGUUGGUCCGUGAGCCUCAGAACCUGGAUCACUGGCUGGAUUAUGGUGCCUUCUGCCUCCUCACGAAAGACAUCACCAAAGCACAGGAGUGUUUCAGGAAAGCCCUUUCCCUGAAUGAGAAUCACAUUCACAGUUUGUUGCUGUGUGGCGUCCUGGCUGUCUUAAUGGAGAACUAUGAGCAAGCAGAGAUUUUCUUUGAGGAUGCUACAUGCUUGGAACCUACCAAUGUUAUUGCGUGGACUUUACUCGGGUUGUUCUAUGAAAUUCAGAAUAAUGAUAUUCGAAUGGAAAUGGCAUUUCAUGAGGCCUUCAAACAGCUUCAGGCACGAACCCUCCAAACAAAGCUAAAGAGUGCUGGCACCAUAGAGAAUGUUGAUGAUGGAGUGAAAAUAGAGCACAGUUUUGGCCCCUGGGGAGCCAUACAUGAUUCUGCCUCAGCACUCAAAUCAGAAGGCCUGACAGGGGUCAAACCCAGGAGCUCCCACCUGCUGAAUCCUCAUCCCACCGCUGAGCUGCACUCCCAGCCCCAAGGACCAAGCACUGUGUUGUCCAGUCUAGAUGAGUUUAUCGAAGAAUCAUCUAAAGCACACUCUGAGUCACAAGAACCAAUAAUGACUUUACAACCUAUGGAGCCUUCUCUUGCCCAGAAAUCAUCCAAUGUGCUAUUAAAAGAGCUAACUUCGAAAAAGGAAACAUCAAAAUGUCAAGAUUCGUCAGCCUUUUUGCAUUCUACCCCUCAUGUUAUUCCCCAAGCCCCUGCCACAAUCUUCAUGGAGACCAUUCGAUUCUUGAUGAAGGUCAAUGCUGUGCAGUUUGUGCACAGAGUCCUGGCACAUGAGCUGCUGUGCCCUCAAGGAGGGCCCAGUUGUGAAUAUUACUUGGUUCUGGCCCAGACACACCUUCUCAAGAAGGACUUUGCCAAGACAGAGGAGUACCUUCAACAAGCGGCCCAGAUGGACUAUCUGAACCCUAAUGUCUGGGGUGUGAAGGGCCAUCUAUAUUUUCUGAGUGGAAAUCAUGCUGAGGCCAAGGCAUGCUAUGAGCGAACUAUUAGUUUUGUAGUCGAUGCUUCUGAGAUGCACUUCAUCUUCCUACGACUGGGACACAUAUACCUGGAAGAAAAGGAGUAUGAAAAGGCAAAGAGAACCUACAUGCAAGCCUGUAAGAGAUCCCCUUCGUGUCUGACCUGGCUGGGACUAGGAAUUGCCUGUUACCGGCUGGAAGAGCUCACUGAGGCUGAGGAUGCUCUCUCUGAAGCAAAUGCAUUGAAUAACUACAAUGCUGAAGUGUGGGCCUAUCUGGCUCUGGUCUGCCUGAAAGUUGGACGACAACUGGAAGCUGAGCAGGCCUACAAGUACACAAUAAAGUUGAAACUGAAAAACGAGGCUCUGCUUGCAGAAAUCCACAGUGUACAGGAAAUGGUUGGCUUUGGAGAUCCAUCUUUCUGAUGUCCUGGCAAGUGGAUAUUCAGUAUGGGACCCCCAAGCAUAGCAUCUUUCCUUCCCAAAUUGUCUCUAGAUGAAACCUGGACUCCCCUCCCCCCAUUAGAUGUUAACUGUAAA